ACUGUGCGGCGGUCCAGAUGUCUCUGGCUCAGCGGGUUCUGCUCACCUGGAUCUUCUCGCUCCUCUUCCUCGUCCUGCUGGUGCUGAAGCUGGAUGGAAAGGUCAAAUGGAGCUGGUUCCUGAUCUUUCUGCCCGUCUGGAUCUUUGACAGCAUCCUGCUGCUGAUGCUGGGCGUGAAGGUGGCGGGGCGCUGCCGGGCCGGGUUCGACCCGCGGCUGAAGCUCUGGUAUCUGCUGGCUCUGAUGAUGAAGGUGGGCUUCUGUGUGACUCUGUGCGCGCGGCUGGAGCAGCUGACCAACCUGCGGCUGCUGAUCAUCUGUGUGCCGCUCUGGACGCCCAUGACCCGAUCUUCAAUAUGA
Messenger RNA from Sinocyclocheilus rhinocerous, 359 nucleotides. Its product is annotated as transmembrane protein 60-like. The record is from RefSeq and is a predicted model, not a curated record. NCBI's taxonomy places the organism in Eukaryota, Metazoa, Chordata, Actinopteri, Cypriniformes, Cyprinidae. The coding region runs from base 18 to 359 and encodes 113 amino acids. The transcript is spliced from 3 exons.